Molecule: messenger RNA, 540 nt
Organism: Batrachochytrium dendrobatidis JAM81
Lineage: Eukaryota; Fungi; Chytridiomycota; Chytridiomycetes; Rhizophydiales
Exons: 1
Source: RefSeq, a predicted model, not a curated record
CCCGAUUCUUCCACCAAUUCUGAUGAUUCCAACGAUGAUGAUUCAAAUGAUAAUUCGAACGAUGAUUCAAAUGAUGAUUCCAACGAUGAAAAACGCAAAGGACAUUCCAGAGGUCAUCAUGGAAGGAAAGGUCGAUAUGGUGAUGAAUCUGCACAGACUUGGUCCAGCUCACCAAAACAGACUUGGGAAUCAUCCAAUGAAUCUACACAAACAUGGGAAUCAUCCAAUGAAUCCACACAAACAUGGUCGAGUAGUUUUUCUAGCCCAACAGAUGCCAACUCUAGCAUACCACCAACCGUCGCGUCGCUUCCUCAAGCUCCAUCGGUAACCAAUGAAACUAUUGCUCCUUCUACCGAGACAAGUGCUGGAAAGAGUCCAAUGGAGAACAUUCCAUCAGGCGUACUUAUUCCUAGUAAUCAAAUUGGUGGAUCCUCCAACAAUUCUGCACCUAUUCUAUCAUCAGCCAGCUCAUUCAGUCGCUUUGCCGCGCUCACUAUUGCAGCAAUAAGCACUGGAUUGACGUAUACGCUGAUUCUGUAA